GCCGCGCCAAAAUCUCCACCGCCACCAGCCGAAGCUAUACUAUACACGAACCUCAUUCUUCGUUCCUUUCUUGCCCUAAACUUUCUCACUCAUAGAUGUAGAAGACAAGAAGUUCCGAGAUCUGAUGUCCUCCUCCGAGCCCUUCAAGGCUCCAAUCCUCCUCAAUGUAUCAGAUCCAGACAACCAUCUCUGAACCUGUGGUGUCCUCUCCUGUUAAGCUCACGUGCACCCAAAACCAAUAACAGGGUGGGAGAUAUGCAGAAAGUUUUAAAAAGUCAUGAUAUCCAAAUAUGUGGUAGUAGCCAUCUGCUUACCUGCCUUGUCAGCUUUUAUUUGUGGUAGCUAAGCCAUCUCUUACACUCUCUUCUCCAUGGCUUCUUCAUCCACCCUAUGCCCUGUCUCCCCAUCGCAGCUGUGCUCUAGCAACAAUGAAUUGUACUCUCCUUCACAAGCUCUGGUCAGGACCCAUAUGGUGUGGAAGAAGGACAAGAAGAGAAUCAGGAGAGUGAGGUGCACCUGCAUGGACACCAGUGCUAUACCGGACAUGGGCAAGAGGCAGUUCAUGAAUAUGCUUCUUCUGGGUGCUGCUAUUUCCCUUCCCACUGCAGAUGCUAUGGCUGGAAGCAUUUUGGAUAAAUAUGUGAAAAGAAAAAAGCUUGAACCGCUAGAAGCUUAUGUACCCGCUGUUAUAUUGACUCAGUUGCAGAUUCAAGACUUAGGAAAAACUCUGGAAAUUAAUCAACCUCAGUAUACUUCCUGCCGAAAUUUAUUACGUUCUGGCCCUGCCGCAUCUCUUCGCAUUAAUAUUCGGGCCGUAGCACAAUAUGCAUCUGACAGUGGCAAUGGUAAAAUUGCUGGCCAGAAUGUAGAUCAAUGUCUCAGAGCCUUGGAAGAACUUGAUUCUUUGUUCCUGCAUGCAUCGAGGAAUGAUCCAGAAGCCUCUGUUGAAUCUAUGAAGGCAAAGAUUAGUAUUGCACUUGAUGCAUUGGAUGGCUUGCUCGAAACUGUUCCAUCUGAUGUGCUGGCCAAAGGAAAGGCUAUUGCUGAUGCAUAUAGGGUCCCAGAGGAAGAUAUAGCACCUGAAAAUUUGGACCCAGAAAUGAAGCAAUUGGAAUCAAUAUUAUGAUUAAUUUCUUGAUCUAUAUGCUUCUCUUGAUACCAUGGUCAAUCUUCUACCACGGAGUGAAGAAAACAAAAACACGAGUGUUUAGAAAUUAUUUGUUAACAGAAUGUUUGGAGUCCUAGACGAGUAAUUUUUGUACUGUGGCCGCUGCUAUCACCACAACCACUGGAUGCAAGUAAAUUUCACUUGAUAUUUAAUAAUGGGGGUGAGUGUUUUUGCACUCGUGCAUGUUAUUUUACAGUUUUUCUCUACUGGGGCAAGAGCUCUUUUACAUGAAUCAGAUAUAAUGAGCUGACCAGUGCCUAGAUGAAGGGCUUUGGCAACUUCUGGUCAUGUUAGUUGAAA
This is a messenger RNA of Camellia sinensis, 1468 nucleotides long. RefSeq lists its product as uncharacterized. NCBI's taxonomy places the organism in Eukaryota, Viridiplantae, Streptophyta, Magnoliopsida, Ericales, Theaceae. The record is from RefSeq and is a predicted model, not a curated record.